CAUUUCUUUUCCCUUAUUGCCGUCGAUUUUGUUUCAAACAUGGCGGCAGCGGGAAGCUUUGUAGCUACAUUUCCUUCAAACGUUACUGCCUGCAACACGAUAUCAUGGUCAGACGAUAACAGAAUAGCCAUUGCCACGGACGGGGGAUUGUUUGUAUUGGAACUUUCUAUCAGACCCUUACAUGUAGAUGCAACUUGCCAUUUUCUGCACUCCAAUAUACCUCCUCCUAAAGAAGAUGCUGUCAGCUUUGUGUCUUUUGAUUUUGAGGAGUUUUCCAAAUCUUUGGAAACAGAGGAGAUUCAUCAGCUGAUGCUUGACCGGACACUGUGUCCAAAGACGGGAUGUCAGACGUCCAGCAAGGGCUACAAGGUGGUGGCCUGGUCACCCACAGGAGGGGACAUAGUCAGCAGGUGUGUGUUGGCGAGUGUGUCACAUGACCACCAGGUGUGUAUCCACACCACAAGAGGCACCAAGAAAACGUGGUCAGUGGUAGCAGAUCUGUCUCAAAUCUAUGCUGCCAAAAAUCCACUUCCUGGUGAUCUCACCUUCAGUGCUCUCCGGGAACAGACAUACAAGUUGGCGGCGAUGGAACUUUCUUGGUCUGACUGUUACCAAGGUAGCCAAGGUGAAGGCCACUUCUCCCUGCUGGCCGUCUGCAUGAAGAACGGAGAUGUUGUGUUGUGGAAGAUUCACUUGCCCUGUUUAGAACCUGAAGACUGUAAAGUUGUGAGAGUUCUCUCCCUUCACACUAGCAUCCCCACGUCCGUGUCCUGGUGCCGACAGCUGGGACAGGACAAACGAGCUGUUUUAGCGGUUGGUUACAACAGUGGAGUGAUUCACCUGAUGGACCUGACUAUCGGAGGAGGGGAGGAGGUGUCGGUCAGACCAGCAUGCCUCUACGGGGAGAUGGAUGAUCUUCGAGUCUCCUGCAUGUGCUGGAAGAAACUGAAUGAUGGUUUUAUACUGAUAUCCAGCAAGGAACAAUAUUUAUUGAUUCACAGCGUUAAAGUAGACAACAAACUGUCUUUUUCCCAGAAGGCCACAGCAACAGGAAGUCACUGGAUGGCAGGCACCGGUCUAGCCAGUCAUGACAGUAUCACAGUCCUCGGCUCUGCAGACGGAGUAGUACAGAAGGUCAUGGUCACUGAGAUGAGGAACAAAAGUGGAGAAAUUGUGGUUGAUACCAGCUUGCUACCAUUUCCUAAAGACGAUAAGUAUUCCUGGAGCUGCCAUGGCACGUCCUUGUCUCUGAAUGGCUCAUUCUGUGCGGCAGUCUUCACACCAUCGUCCAGGUUCUGCCAUUUAGAAAUGAGAGAACCAGUAAAGCUUCAAGUCAUUCACGUGGAAGAGAAGGAAAUCAUCCAUGAGUAUGCAGGGUCCUUGUGUAAGGCCGGAGACGUGUUUGAAGCCUACAGACAGAGCAUAUGUUGUGAGGUCGACCCUUUGGACCUCCUGAAGGAACAUCGCCUCAACAUCACCGACCUAAACAGUCAGCCCUUGAAGGCACUCAAGAUCUACAGAUUUUUAUUUCUGGUCUUGGAAAACCUUCUGCGAAACUCAGUUGAUGAGGAAGAAGAGGGUUUUGAGCCAAUUUCAAAGGACAUUGAAAAGUUCACAGAUGAAAUUCAUGGUCGGUUAAUUAAACAACGAUUUGAAGAUGUCAACAAAUGCAAAAGAAAACUCUCACAUCUUGAACAAAGAAUCUUGACCCACAUGUGCCAAUGGUUGGAACAAAGUACCAAGGAGACGUUACAUAAGUAUGGCGAGUCGGACACUGUCAUCAAAGUUAUGGGCCAUGUGAUGGACAUCCCACCUUCCACCUGCACCAUCUGUGAACAGAGUCUCCAGAUGGAUCACUCAAGCUGUAAAUGUGUCAAUGGGCAUACAUUUGGGGCAUGCUGAAUCUGGUGACAUUGCUGCCAUGUGACCAGAUUCCAUACAGGAAGUGCCAGACAUGUCAUGACAGUUUCCCUAUCUCCCUUGUUUGACUGCUGCCAUCAACUGGAGCAACUGAAAGACAUUACCUGGCUGGCCGCGGACCUGACCCGUUGUGCACUGUGUGAGGGGCAGCUGCUCUGAUUGGUCAACCAGUGUGUGACCGUCUGGAACUGACUGUCACGACAGCCAACUAUAAUACUGUCUGGGUCUGUCUGGUUUGGACAGUCGAUGACAUGACCAUCUGGAACUCUCUAGCCAGGACAGUCAAUGAUAUGACUGCCUGGAACUGAAGGAACAGGAACAGGCGUUGACUGUCAAUCACUGUGGUACCCCUGUGGCUGUCUAGACUCGCAAGGACUGUGGAUCAAAGCUAUCUCCAACUCUCUAGUCUGGACAGUCAAUGACAUGACAAUCUGGAACUGACUGUUGAUCUCUGAGUGACCAUCUGGAACUCUCUAGUAUGGACAGUCAACGAUAUAACCAUCUGAAACUGACUGUUGAUCUAUGUGUGACCAUCUCGAACUCUCUAGUAUAGACAGUCAACGAUAUAACCAUCUGAAACUGACUGUCCUGGACUGUUGAACAGUGUGUGACCAUCUGAAACACUCCAGUCUGGACAGUCGACCACCAUAUGGAUCACUUUCCUGUAGGUAUCCACAAUCCACACAUAACUAGAGGAUGUUCACAGAUCGGACUUCUUGUUUCAGCUCCAUACAAUCUACUGCUACUUGGAUCAACUCAGCAAGGUCGUGUGGGCUCACCAGGACACCACUGUAUCAUAUUGUGGAUGGACAAAAGAAGAUAGUCCGACUAUAUAUGAGGUUCAUUUCAGGUGGUCAGUCGCCUGGUUCAGAUCAUUUCUGAAGAGCCAUAUUUGUCUGGAAUGUGGCUGCCUGAGAUAUUAUACGUUGAACAUGCACUCACUCUUAUAGCAUGGAAUUGAUGUUCAGUGAGUUUCAAGUGUAUCCAUUUGAGAUGAACAGGUGAAGAAACUGCUAUGUCUGUCUGUGUUGAGCUGGCCUUUGGGGGAUGGUGGAGCCAAAUAGACAACCCGCUCCUGAUGCUUGUAUUCAGCCACCCUUCGUGGGGGCCAUCGAGUAAAUUUGGCUCGAAAACUUUAUCAUGUGUUUCUGUCUCUUUGUUGUUGAUGUAAUAGGGUGAGUGAGUGAGUAGUUUUAUCCCUCUUUCAGCAAUAUUCCACCAAUAUCACUUUGGGGGGACACCAUAAAUGGACUUCACACAUUGUACACAUGUGGGGUCUCGAACCCGGGUCUUCGACAUGACGAGCAGACAUUUUAACCACCAGGCUACCCCACUGUUGUUAUUGAUGUAACAGCUUCAUGCUGUCCUCAGGAACAAAAACAAAUAGGGACUUGGAAAAACGGCCAAAACAUUGACCUCGUCUUUCCUUCCUGUUGGGCUACAAUCAGGAGCUGUAAAAAGCAACAUUGUGACAAAUCCCCUUAUUCAGGUCAUGCAAUGUUGCUCACAGAAAGUCCUUGGAUGAGUGGGCGAACAGCAACUUGAUGAGGUAUAGUUCUGAUGUCUCAGUUCCAUGAGGCAGACAUAACAGGUGGUGACUCCUUAGGAAAGUCACUUUGUUCAUGGUAUGCCUCUGUUCACCCAGGUGUGAAUGCGUACCAAGUGGGAUAAAUGGUAAAGUAGCCAUUAACGUUCUGUGCCUCACUGACAGUUUGGGUUGUAUAGUCCCAGGAGCUUAGAUUAAUAUUGAGUGCAAACUGAUCCUGUGAAAGGGUAAUAAUUUUAGCAUUCCCAGUGUACAAGUCACACACACUGUCUGUCUCCAUGUCUCUGUGAUGGCUGCCUGCAUGAUAAUACUAAGAAAGUCGGCCAUAAUGUCAUUCACAGCAUUGCAGCAAGAAUGGUCAUAAGUAAAAUCUUCACAUGGCCGCUGUUCUUGAUGUAAAUUUUGCCAAUAAAGGUAUGCCCUUGCCC
Molecule: messenger RNA, 3894 nt
Organism: Haliotis rubra (blacklip abalone)
Lineage: Eukaryota; Metazoa; Mollusca; Gastropoda; Lepetellida; Haliotidae
Exons: 20
Coding region: 40-1902 (620 amino acids)
Biological process (GO): transcription initiation at RNA polymerase III promoter
Cellular component (GO): transcription factor TFIIIC complex
Molecular function (GO): histone acetyltransferase activity; protein binding
Source: RefSeq, a predicted model, not a curated record